AAAGUAUCACAGAUAUGGUAUUACUAGAUAUAUCUCGCAUGGCCAUAAUAGAUGGCUUCUGCCAUUGAAAGCAGCUAUGAUGAACAUGACCGAGGUGAUCUAGAAACUUCAAACAAGUCUGAAACAUUAGAACAACAAGCAGAGCUUGAACAAGGGAGAGUAUGGAGGAGAGGAGGUACAGGUGUUCAGUCUGACAAAAAGAAUUCUGGACCCGUUUUGAGAACGACCGUGAAGCCAGUUAAAAGAUUCAGGCCUGAGUCAAAUACAGAUCGUUCGAAUCCAUCACCAAGUCGUAAAAAACGAAUAAAAACUUCAGCACAAACUGCUGUUGCAAGAUUAAACGAAUGUACUGCAUUAAUUACUGAAGGGACAUCAAAAGAAAAGCUCAACAAUGCAAAUUUUUCUCCAGACAGCAAAGGGGGAUGUGAGAAAGCUUCGACUCCUGACAAGCUAGCUUCAGAUGAAACAGUUAUUCCAGUAAAAAAGAAAAGAGUUUGGGAGCAGUGGACUGUGGAUGACAAAAAUUAUUUCUUUGAAGCUGUUGCUGUGUAUGGUAAAGACUUUGAAGCAAUCAGGACUGCGAUAGCACAAAAACAUCGCAAAAAAGGUGAAGAAUGUGUUGCCAAAACUAAAGAUCAAGUUCGGCAUUUAUACUAUCGUACUUGGACCAUGAUAAGCAAGAUCAUAGAUGUAGAUGCAUAUCCACUGACCAUCAACAAAGCAUUCCAAGAAUUGUAUGCUGUUAUUAAUUAUGGAGAAAUCAGGAAAAAACUUGGAGGAAAUUUGAAGAAAAAGGGAAUUGAAAAGUUGAAUGAAUUGAUUCGAGAUGGAACAACAAGUGUAAAAAUUAAAGGAAAGAAUUUCCGCAUUAAAACUCCAUCAUGUAAAGCUUUGAAAAAGAUGAAUCCAGAAUAUCAAGGAAAAGAGGGAGUUCAUGAUCUUCCAUUAGUGAGUGAUACCCGUCGCAUGAAAAUUCCUCUUUGUGUAACUCUCGAACUGUGCCCAGCUACGAUGUCUUCGUGGAAUCAAGUACAUUCAAUAGCACACAAUCCCAGACUAAGGAUUAAAUUGUCAAUGGAAUGCCAACUUUCGACAGUGUUUACCUAUUUGGAGAAGAAAUGGAAACCUUUGAGUGGGAGACUGCUAAAAGUUGCUGAUCAGUGCCAAUCGAAAAAUAACAAUGUUAUUGAUAAAUUACCUAAAAUUCACUCAAAUGUUCCAUCAACUUGGGAUAAAACAUUAGUGAUUCAGACUCCCCCAGAUGCAUCAGUUAAUACGCGGAUCAUGGUUUUUCAGAUAUCUAACAAUAAAACUCACUGUGUUGUAUCAUAUGCGCUUCGUAAAUUGUUGCAAAGUUCUGAAAAGACACCUGAUAAAAUGAAGAAUCAUGACAAAGUCAAUGAUAGGAAAGAAGAUUUAGAGAAUGAGGAUGACUCUCUUACUGCAUUAAAUUCUGAAGUUACAAGCGGUGUCAACUCUGAAUCAGAGGUUAUCGAUUCUUGCUUAAGUUCCGAGGAAGAUUGCGAUUACGACAGUGCCAAUGAGAUUUUAAAAGAUACCAACAUACAAAAGACUGGUAACAAUUGUCUAUCACCAUCAAAUAACUUGUCCAAUUCACCAAAUCGUGACGAUGACACCGGUGUACAGAGUUUGGAUAUUGUUUUCGCUAUGAAAGAAGGUGGUGUCGUAUCACCUAUUGACUCUACUCAAACAAGAGAUGUUUUACCUGAGGAGGUUGUGAAAUCCUCCUUACAGCCUGUGAGUGAUAAUUCUGUGCCUGAAAUACAAUCAAUUGAAACAGAAUCUAGUAACAUAGUUUCUGAGGCAUCAGUCUGUAACCAACCUGCAUCUUUGUCUGACACAAUUAGUCAAACAUUGGAAAUGGAAACGAAUCAUUCGUCUAAUGAAGAAACAGUCACUGAAACAAAUACUGAACUAUGUAAUGCUCCAAAACAACCCCCUGACAUGAUUGAUAAUUCUAUUUCAAAUCCUUCAAAUUCAGUCGAUGCUUCUGAAAACAGUAAUUUGAUUGACCAAGAAGAUAUCACAGUCGAACCAGUGUCGAAUAAAAUGACUGAUUGUACAUCUGAGGACACAUUUAAUGGAUUAAUAAAAGAAAAUAAAAGCUGUUCAAAAGCUAGAAAAGAUAAAAGGCUUGUGCUAUCUAUCAAACUUUUUGGAAAAUCAGGUGAAGUGAAAAAGCGCAAACCAACUAAAAAGUCGAAAACAGGCAAAAAAAAUGUUCAAACUUGGACAGCUAAAGAUUGCAGAAAAACAACAAUUGCUGAGAUUUACAUGAUGCUCGGAAAACCCUCUGUAUUUAAAUUGUGUUAUGAUUGGAUACAGAUGUCUACAGUUCAUACUGUGGAAAAUGAAGAGCCGACAUCAGAUUCAAGAGACAAUAUGUCAAAAGAUUCCAAUAAAGUUUCAUUUUCAACUGGUCUGAUGGCACUUAUUCAAGCUGCAAAGCUAACACAACUUGUUAGUGCCAAUGCUGCGGAAAAGAAAAGUAAUGCUGAGAGCUGCAAUCAAAAUGUUCGACCCAAAUCGCCAAAAAUAAAAACAAAACAUAUGGCGUCGCAGUGCGCGAUAAUAAAGCCUAAUCAAAAGAGUGAUGAUAAAUCUUCUCAUCAAUCAUCCUCAACAAAUUCUACCUCAUCAAAUACUCACAGUCGGAGAGUCGGCAAAAUUAUUCCGGUGGAAACUUUAAUUGUAGAUAAAUUUCCUGGAAGUGGAUUUGCUGUUCCCGCAGCACCUAUUACUAGACAACCUAGAAAAAUUGCAGCCAACCCUAAUCAGCCAAUGCAAGGAACGAGGGUAUCGCAAGAAACAUUGAAUUGGUUAUAUCGGGAUCGUAGAGCGAAUCGACAGGUCAGAAAACCAAUUGUUUUGGAUCGAAAUCUUCAAAAUAAGAAAAACAGCUUCAAACAAAUGAAAACAUUUUCAUUUGUACAACGUGGUUCCAACAAGAUUGGAUUUCUUCCAAGUAAACCAGUUCUGGCUUCAGUACCAACAAUGCCAGUCUCUCAGGACCCACAAAGGUUUUUACCCUCGUCAUCCUUGCAAGCGGAUACAUCAUCUGCUCUUAAUAUUGAUAAAUUUUUGGGACUCGAUAUUGACACAAAUGUAACACAACCCAACGUCAUAAGCUCCUCAAACUUGCUUAUUCAAGCUGCCAAAGAAGCUGGAGUCGCACCUCCCACUCCCAUAAAAAACUGUGACGCUCCGAUAUCUUCCAGUGUUGAUAUAUCCACGAUCAUUUCAAAUUCUUCACAAACUCCCAUAACACAAAAUGUUGUCACAACAACGGAUUGCGCAGUUGAUGUUAAUGAACCGGUUACCGCAGUGAAUGAAUUUAUGCUCAUUACUACGCCAAUUGUUGCCAACACUAAUACAACACUGACGGUGACACAACUCCAGGAUCUUCCUGGACUGGAUACUGCGUCUGUAACGACCCUAGCAACACCUUCCUUGCCAUCUGAUGUUGUCACAACAGGCACUGCAAAUUUAGCAAAUACUUUAUCGUCCUCACUAACUCCGGUUUCAUCUUCUACUGCCAUUGACUCCUUACUUGACAUUUCAUGGACGGGUCACGAGAUGGAAUCGAAUUCAUUUGCAAUUGAGUCUAUGAUGGACAAACUUGUUGGUGGGGAGAAAGACAUUGUGUUGACUUCACUCAAUAACAAAAGUAAAAAGAGUGACACAUUUGCCGCAAGAAAUUUAGAAAGUCCUUCACCUCUUCGAGUUCUGGAUGAGAAUUCGAAUGGCCCGUCACUUUCAAGAGACAAUUUUGAUUUGCACAUGACACCAAUGAAAUCAUCAGAUAUUCCUGUUCAUCCUUGGACGAUAAACACAAACAGCAGGGACAGCUUAGGAUUGAGUGGUGUACUGAAUACUCCUCAGAAGAUUUUACCCAGUGAUACAGAGGAUUCUUUGGAUGGUUUGAUGACAAAAUCGAAUCUUGACAACAGAAAAGAUCGACUGAGCAUUGCCUCACGUGAAAUUUCAUUUUCUCCGACUGAAGAAAUAAAAAAAUCAUCACCGACAAAAUUGAAACAAAGACUUUCAUCUCAGGAUCAAAGCUCAUCUUCCAACUUCCUGUCUGGGACUGAUCCAGAACUUGACAUCCAACUGCAGUGUAUGCUAAACGAAAACAGUGUUGAUUAUAUCUCAAAAUUUCAAGAUCUUGUUAGACAAACAACAGAAUAUGAAGAAAUGUCUGUAAUUGCCAGUGAUGAAAAUGCAAGAGAUGGUCAUAUCUCAACAUCGCCUAUGCUUGGAAAUAUUGACAAAUUGAAUAUGAAAGAGACCAAAGAUGACAGUUAAUUGUCGCCGAUUGGUUACCCGGAACUUCAUUUCAGACAUUGAAGAAAGUUCUGUGCAUUAUUUCCCAUUGCAGUCCCAUUGUGUGAAUUCUAACAUUCUAUUAUGGGCAACUAUUAAAAUUUUCAGCUCAUGUCUUGUCUUCUAUUAGUAGUUCGUGCUGGGAUGCCAAAUCCCACUUUUUCAGUAUUUUCCUUUAAAAAAGUUUAUUUUUUAGUCCAAGCACUGUUUUUACUCAUUGCAAAUACAAAAUUUCUCUGUUCUUACAAAUUG
Messenger RNA from Styela clava, 4596 nucleotides. RefSeq lists its product as uncharacterized. Gene Ontology annotation, cellular component: nucleus. Gene Ontology annotation, molecular function: chromatin binding. Lineage: Eukaryota; Metazoa; Chordata; Ascidiacea; Stolidobranchia; Styelidae. Gene Ontology annotation, biological process: pattern specification process. The record is from RefSeq and is a predicted model, not a curated record.